This is a messenger RNA of Cajanus cajan (pigeon pea), 2132 nucleotides long. NCBI's taxonomy places the organism in Eukaryota, Viridiplantae, Streptophyta, Magnoliopsida, Fabales, Fabaceae. The record is from RefSeq and is a predicted model, not a curated record.
AUCUUGAAUCCUUUCACCUAAAUUAGAAGACGGCGGUAAUAGCGGUGGCUCAAGUCUCACGCUGUUUCUCUUUAAUGACCCCGACCCGACAACUUCCUCUCUCUUUCUUUCUUUUCCUUGUAUUUUUUCCUCUCAUAAUAUUCUCUCCCCUCAUUUCCUUGCACUAUCAAUUUUGCUUCUCGAAUGUAUGACAAAUCUUCCGUUCAUUUUGGACCAAUAAUAGAAAAGUCUCAUUUCCCUUUUUAUUUUAUUCAUAAUUCAAUAUAAUACAAUUUAUUUUGUUUUUAUUAUAAUGUUUUAAAACCUUAUUAUAUUAUUAUUAUUAUUUCCCUUCCCUCUGAAUCUACCUUACUUUCUUUAUUCCCGUUCAACCCAAGCGUCCAACCUCGAAAUUUCAACUUUCUAUUGCAAUACCAAGAGGGAAUUGAUUGUCUCUCAGGGGUAUUGUUGUUCUGACACUUGGUGUGUUGAAGAAAGGGUAUCAUCCUUUCUACCCGUGUUUUGCAUUGUGGACAGAGAUUGAGAACUAGCAUCUGUAAGAGUCCUCGGAUUGUUUUUCUGCUGCAUGUGGUGUCACCUUCGCUGUGCCACAUCUUUUUAUCCAUGGGGGAGUGGAUUGUUGGAGCUUUCAUCAACCUCUUUGGCAGUAUUGCAAUAAACUUUGGGACCAAUCUUCUCAAAUUAGGGCAUAAUGAGAGAGAAAGACAUGUACUUGGAAGUGAUGGGUUAAAUGGAAAAAUGACACUGAAGCCUAUUAUAUACUUUCAGAGUUGGAGAAUUGGUAUCGUAUUUUUCUUUCUUGGUAACUGCCUUAAUUUUAUUUCCUUUGGGUAUGCUGCUCAGUCUCUUCUUGCAGCACUGGGGUCUGUUCAGUUUGUGUCUAACAUUGCCUUCGCUUACUUUGUGUUGAACAAAAUGGUGACAGUCAAGGUAUUGGUUGCAACAGCUUUCAUUGUUCUUGGAAAUGUUUUCCUAGUCGCUUUUGGCAAUCACCAAUCACCUGUUUAUACACCAGAUCAGUUGACGGAGAAAUAUACCAAUAUUGCAUUCCUUCUAUACCUUCUAGCUUUGAUCUCAAUUGUUGCCUUGCAUCACUGCAUCUACAAGAGAGGAGAACUUCUGCUUGCAGUAUCAGGACAUGACCUCAGACCCUAUUGGAGCAUGCUACUGCCCUUCUCAUAUGCUGUAGUUUCAGGGGCCGUAGGUUCAUGCUCAGUGUUGUUCGCCAAAUCUCUUUCGAAUCUAUUACGACUGGCUAUGUCCAAUGGUUAUCAGUUGCACAGCUGGUUCACAUAUUCCAUGCUUCUAUUAUUUUUUAGUACUGCUGGAUUUUGGAUGACAAGGUUGAAUGAAGGGCUGUCGUUGUAUGAUGCAAUACUUAUUGUACCCAUGUUUCAAAUAGCGUGGACUUUCUUCUCAAUCUGUACAGGAUUUAUAUAUUUUCAGGAAUAUCAGGUAUUUGAUGCGUUAAGGACAACAAUGUUUAUACUUGGAAUGAUGUGUGUGUUCAUUGGCAUUUCUUUGCUGGCCCCUGAUGAAUCAAAAGUUUCAGGUGCUGAGACAAAAGAAAGUUCUUUGGAUUCCAUGGUGUCAUCUCCUUCCAUUUCAACAGAAGUGAACAGGCUGGAAGUGUCUCCGGAAGAAGCACAAAACAAAGACCCAAGAUCGUUUGUCAAAGCAGUGUUACUAAAGAUUACAGAUUUGUUGGUUAAGGCAAAGACUUCUUGUGCAUUAUCUCUUGGUUUUGGGGAGGAUACCAUCCAUGCAUCAUCAGUUCUUGUGAUGCCAAUGAUGUCAUCAAGAAUGACUGGAUUCAGAGGUAACGGGCUCGAGAGGGCUAGAAUUUUGUCCAUGAGAAAUUCUGGUUGGAGCAAGAUCCCAAUGGAUGAAGAUGCUGUGAAAUUGCUUAAUACUAGUUCAAGUGUCCCUCCUAGCCCUUAACUUGAUAGUUCAUAGGAUGUUCCACGGUUCAUUUUUUUCUUCUUGAUUUCCCAUUUUUUAAUGAUUGGAGUAGCUAAGAUAAAAAACCAUCAUAAUUCAAUUAUUUGCUUGUAAUAGGGAAAAAGAGGAUAAAAAAAUUGUUGUAUAUUGUAUAUACAUAUUGUAAAUUUUUGCUUGCAUAAUUGAAAUUU